AUGCGGGGAAAAGUAUCGGCUUUGGAUGCAGCCGGUGUCCACUGCCUUGGAGACCCAGCAAUCAGUUUCGACCAGUGAAACAAACACUUGCAAAGGCGUCUGGGUCAACUACUCAAGGAACGUAUCUUUUAUCUUAGGCGUUAAUCAAAGGCUUCAUCCUCAUGUUUACGUUAACAAACACAGCCAUUUUUGGACUUGUUAGCUGGUCAGCUCUACUUUCUAACUGAAACUCGACAACCGAAUCAAAUUCCUUUCAUUUGCAUUUCUAGAUCUAUAUAUGAAGUAAGUGAUUGUAUCUUUCAUGUUCGGUACAUUAAUUUUAAUACGUUUCAAAGUAAGAUAGCCAGUUCCCUCGAUUUUAAAUUUUUAUUACGUGGUAAACAUUAUAAGUAGAAACAGAAAAAGUCCUGGAGAUAUUCAGUCAGAAAAAAAUUGCUCGAUAUAAAUAAAGGCACCAGAGAAAUCGUCGGAAAGGCCAACGAGAAGCCUCGCGUUGAUUCCCCUAAAUCGAAAAGUCCCCUCUUUUAAGGUUCCUGACAGGUUAGUACUACAAUUGUAGGUAUACUAGGUGAAAGGAAUUUUCUAUCUUUGCCCUCCUUAGUCUUGAUCUAGAACCACGAACCCUUUGCAUUCAUCCCUUUGUUAAAUAAUAUCUCAGAUAGAGGCGUUUAUUCUUAUAAAUUUGACUAGCAAAAAAAAAAACGUUUUAGCGAAAAUGUCAAAUCAAAUUGUAGAAUAUCCAGUCCACCCAUUGAUACUUAUAGAGAAGAGGACCAUAUCGCUCUCAGUCAAAUCGCAGUGUCAGAAUACUCGUUCAGGGUCAUUGUGUUGUCAUAGUUAGCCUAUUCUCACUUUAAACAUGACAUUUAAGAUUUAAUGCGCAAACCCUUGAUAAUCACGUAAGAAAGUGAAAAAUUAUAGCGCCUUAAGUACAAACUUAAAACUAAACCAAGGGGACGUUUAUAAAUCAGGAGACGUAUAUAAUUGAAGGUGGGCGUCAAUUAGAUCAUUUUCAGCACUCAACCAGAUCUCUCUGUAAAUCUUAGCAAAGACGGCAAACGCGUGACUGCGGUGUUUUGCCUCCGCUACAACAGGCUGAUUUAGCAACAGAACGGGAACGUUAUUUUGUGACCUCGCGCUGCGAAAAUUCCGAUAAGAAACUGGGGCGAGAAUGCCGUCGCGUUAUUGAUGAUUUAGCAAGCAUUCAUGACGCCGUCACGUUCGUUCUGGAAUAUUCACAAAUCCGUAGAGAUCGUACAGCUUCACAGGAUAGCUAUACGGACUGCGAACUUAUUUUCUCUGCAUGCACUAAAAAAAGCAAAAGGAUGGUUACGCGACAGGAUCGCGCGACAGGAUUGAAUCAAGUAAGAUAAAAUAUGUCGAGUGUUUAUGAAUGACCUUGAAUGUCAUUCACUUAAUAAGCUUACUAUGUGUUAUGGCUCAAAGUACAAUUAAUUCCACUUUGGUUUAUGCCUGUAGAAUGACCUUACCAAAUCAUAAGCCAUUAAAUCAGUUUUUGUCAAUUUUGUGUGGCUGUCGUCAUGUUUUCGUGUAUCUUUGUGUCGUGACACAGGGUUCGUCAUGUCAAACUUUUAAGCUUACAUCUUCAGUAGUACAAUAAGAACACACACGCCAUGCAAGCCAAACGAAGCACGGAUUUGCGAUGAAACAGGGCGGCCUCAAGCCUUCUCUUUGACAAAACAUGUAUUUCUUUCAAUAAAAGAGCUCCGACCGACUGUGGUUAACCGGACGGCGUAAGUUACAUUAAGUAAUUCACCAUUGGACGUGCAGGGAAUCUUUCCCUGUAGACGCCGGUUGCCAUAUUGCGAAAUGCGACUGCUAAAAGUACAUGUUCCAACGUUUCUAAUACCGUUAUUUUUCGCAUCUCUAUGCCUUCAACUCUUGACUGUUCCCUCACAACCAAAAAUGUUUACUAUAAUCGGUAGCUUCUCCGACUUCUGUUUUUGGCUUAUUCCUCUUCAAUGACUUUCAAAACAAAAGUAAAGCGAUGAGCGGAAGUAAAAACAGCGUGGUGAGAAUUUCUACCGAUUUCUAGGUAAUUACCGCACUUAUAACCAUCACGUACACUGUACACUGUUGUUUAAUUUAUAGAGUUCAACAGGUCAGAUCUUAACGCUACAAACUCUGAUGGUAAAUAAACUCACAGACCGCAUUAUGACACCAUUUUUUAGUGCGACUUCUCGAUCUGGAGCACUUGGAAGCAGAUUAUCCAAUCACAAUCACAACGUUUUUUGAAAACAAAAGACACUCAAGUUUUUUUGUAGACUGACCAAUAAAAUACAAAUACUAUGCAACCGUUGAAAACUUUAAAACCGUUUGAACUUUCCUGACCUCUCAGGAAACAGCCCUCAAAUUUAUGAAUGUUAUUGGUCCGUUUGCAAAAAGAAUAGUUCGGCGUUUAUUUCCACGUGAGAGUUUUAAAAUUUAUGAAACUACGAAGUAAAAUAUGAUUUUAUAAAUUGUACAUGACUUGUUCUGCAGGAAACGUGCACGAAGGCGACAAACACAACUGCUGAGAACAUCAGCAAUUUUGGUAAUGCCCAUCAUAGUCUGGAAGAUUUCAAAACAGCCAUAGAUUACCAUGAGCGUCACCUGAAAAUUGCCAAAGAACUGGGUGACAGAACGAAAGAAGGCAGAGCGUAUGACGAUCUUGGCAUUGCCCAUCACAUUCGGGGAGAUUUUAAAGCAGCCAAAGACUACCAUGAACGUCACCUAAAAAUUGCCAACGAAUUGGGGGACAGACUGGCAGAAGGAAGAGCGUUUGGAAAUCUUGGCAACGCCCAUCACAGAAUGGGAGAUUUCAAAACAGCCUUACUCUUCCAUGAACGUCAUCUGAAAGUUGCGAAAGAAUUGGAUGACAGAUCGGAAGAAGGAAAAGCGUAUGGCAAUCUCGGCAACGUCUAUCGAAGUCUGGGAGAUUUAAAAACAGCAAUUAAGUACCACGAACUUCACCUAAAAAUUGCCGAAGAACUGGGUGACCGAUCUGGAGAAGGAAGAGCGUAUGGAAAUCUUGGCAACGCCUAUCACAGUCUGGGAGAUUUUAAAAGAGCAGUAGACUACCAUAAACGUGACCUGAAAAUUGCAAAAGAAUUAGGUGACAGAUCCGGAGAAGGACAGGCGUAUUGCAAUCUUGGCAACGCUUAUCGACAUCUGGGAGAUUUUAAAACGGCAUUAAGUUACCAUGAGAAUGACUUGAAAAUUGUGGAAGAAUUGGGGGACAGAUCGGGGAAAGGAAGAGCGUAUAGCAAUCUUGGCAACGCCUAUCUCAGGCUGGGAGAUUUUGAAACAGCAUUAGACUACCAUGAACGUAGUCUGGAAAUUGCGAAAGAAUUUGGUGACAGACCCGGAGAAGGAAUAGCGUACGGAAAUCUUGGCAACGCUCAUAAAAGUCUGGGAAAUAUUAAAACAGCUAUAGACUGCUAUGAACGUCUUCUGAAUACUUCGAAAAGAUUGGGGGACAGAUCCGGAGAAGGAAAAGCGUAUAGUAAUCUUGGCAACACCCAGCAAAGUUUGGGAGAUUUUAAAAGCGCCAUAGCCUACCAUGAACAUCACCUCAAAAUUGCAAAAGAACUAAAUGAUAGGUCCGGAGAAGGAGCUGCGUAUUGCAAUCUUGGAAACGCUUAUGACAGUCUGGGAGAUUUCAAAACAGCCAUAGACUACUAUGAACGUCACCUGAAAAUUGAGAAACAAUUGGGUGACAGAUCCGGAGAAGGAAAAGCUUAUGGCAACCUUGGCAACGUUUAUUACAGUCUGGGAAAUUUUAAAACAGCAAGUGACUACCAUAAGCGUGACCUGAAUAUUGCGCAAGCAUUGGGUGACAGAUUGGGCGAAGAAAGAGCGUAUGGAAAUCUUGGAAACACCCAUCAUAGUCUGGGAGACUAUGUAACAGCCAUAGAAUACCAUGCGCAUGCGCUAAACAUUUCCAAAGAAUUAGGUGACACACCCGGAGAAGGAGUAGCUCAUGGCAAUCUUGGCAACGCCUAUCAAAGUCUGGGAGACUUUAAAACAGCCAUAGACUACCAUAAAAGUGUUUUGAAGAUUGCGAAAGCAUUGGGUGACAGAUCUUUAGAGGAAAAGGCGUAUUGCAAUCUUGGCAAUGCCUAUUAUAGUCUGGAAGAUUUUAAAACAGCCAUAGACUACCAUAAACGUUGCAUGAAAACUACUAAAGAACUGGGUGACACCUUGGGAGAGGGAGUAACAUGUUCCAAUCUUGGGAAAUGUUUUGAAAUUCUAGGCCAAGUUCCAGUGGCUAUUGAAUAUUAUCAGCUAGGAAUCACUUUGUUUAAUAAUAUCAGAGAUCGCCUUGAAUUGAACGACGAGUGGAAAAUAAGUUUACGUGAUAAUUACCCAAUAGUAUACACUUCACUUUGGCGUUUGUUGUUAGCAGAAGGCAAAGUUACAGAGGCUCUGUUUUCAGCCGAGCAAGGACGAGCACAAGGCUUAAAAGACCUUCUUGAAUUAAAUUAUGCCUUCAAAAGGAGUGAUGUCGAAAGGAGUGAUGUUAGAUCAGGUACAGGAAACAAAUCAGUAAAUGACCUGCUUAGUUACCCUUCUCCAAAUACAUUUUUUAUGGCAUUUGGAGAGAACGAAUUAAACAUCUGGGUCUGCCAGAGGGGAAAGGAUGUUGAAUUAAAAACGAAACAAAUCGAUUCGCGGGAUGAAGUCAACAUUUUCUUUACGGAUCUUUUACAAGUUCUGCACCAGGAAAUUGGUACCAGAAGUCUUUUCAAGUGCGAGGAUCGAUCAAUUGAAUUGGCGAGGGAUGAAAGCCUUGUAGCUAAGAGAUCACCUCAGUAUGGCAGAGAGACCCAAAACUUAGGCCUUACAAAAGAUGCCUUAAGCACAUUGUAUGAAAUCAUGAUUGAGCCAAUUCAAGAUCUGUUUUUAGGUAGCGAACUCAUCUUCAUCCCUGAGGGUCCACUUUGCUUGGCCCCUUUUGCUGCAUUCAAGGGCCCAGAUUCCAAGUACUUAUGUGAAUCAUUCAAAAUUCGCGUGGCUCCAUCCCUCACCAGCUUGAAAAUGAUUGAGGAUUGUCAGGUAGAUUACCAUCACAAGUCAGGUGCACUUCUUGUGGGUGAUCCUUUGACAGAGCGUCAACCACUACCAUGUGCAAGGGAGGAAGUAGAAAUGAUUGGCAGAAUGCUUGGCAUCACACCUGUACUUGGAACACAGGCCACAAAGGAUGAGGUUUUAACUCGACUCGGUUCUGUUGCCUUGGUGCACAUCGCUGCACAUGGCAAUAUGGAAACGGGCGAGAUUGCUCUAGCGUCAACAGAAGGUGUGAAAGAGAACAUUUUGACAAUGAGAGAUGUACUGGGUGUUCAGAUGCGAGCAAGACUAGUUGUACUCAGUUGCUGUCACAGUGCUCGUGGGGAGAUCAAAGCUGAGGGUGUGGUCGGUAUAGCACGAGCAUUUUUGGGUGCUGGUGCUCGUUCUGUUCUUGUGUCGUUAUGGGCAAUCGAUGAUGAAGCCACUUUAGAAUUCAUGAAAAAUUUCUAUCAGCAUCUUGUGAAAGGGAUAAGUGCUAGUGAAUCUUUGAAUCAAACAAUGAACUGUAUGAGAGAAUCUGAGGAGUUUAAUGCAGUCAAGUAUUGGGCACCGUUCGUGCUUAUUGGUGAUGACGUCACAUUGGAAUUUGCUGGGAACGAAUAG
Messenger RNA from Porites evermanni, 5673 nucleotides. NCBI's taxonomy places the organism in Eukaryota, Metazoa, Cnidaria, Anthozoa, Scleractinia, Poritidae. The record is from the annotation of a GenBank genome assembly.